Tigriopus californicus is the source of this 2480-nucleotide messenger RNA. RefSeq names its product sodium-coupled monocarboxylate transporter 2-like. Gene Ontology annotation, cellular component: membrane. The record is from RefSeq and is a predicted model, not a curated record. Gene Ontology annotation, molecular function: symporter activity. NCBI's taxonomy places the organism in Eukaryota, Metazoa, Arthropoda, Copepoda, Harpacticoida, Harpacticidae. Gene Ontology annotation, biological process: transmembrane transport; sodium ion transport. The transcript has 2 exons. The coding region runs from base 602 to 2350 and encodes 582 amino acids.
UGAUACUCCACGUCUUCAUGUUCAGCACAUGUGCUCUGCCGUGAAUAUACUUAUAAAGGUGCUACAAAGCAAUCCAACGCUCUUUACAGUGUGUUGUAUAAGCCUUGUAUGUAGGUACAUCACGUACGCCAUGGUCUACCAACCAACUAGUGAGCACACAAUACACAUACACACACACACACACAUGAGCCCAAGGUAGAGAUGUUGUGCGUAUUCCCUGGAUUCUCAAGUGCCAGGGUGGUCUCAACUUAACAGCCAAGGGUAGGUUAGGUUGACGAUCUGGUUGUGGUUGUCCUGGUCUGAAACGAUGCCCAGAACCAGGAGGGUAAUGAAAUCAUGAAUCUCAGAGCUACUCAUGACAAAGCACGUUUGGUGUCAAUGUCCAGUAGCAGAAACACCCUGUUUGAUUCAGCCCGGGGAGUGAAUAUUUGUCGAACACAAGUUUUGCCUGACUCUCAAGAAAGAACGAAGAGAUUAUAUAUUGUACUCUAGAGUGAUCCUUGGAGUGUCGUUGAAUUGGUAAUCAACUGUUUGAGGAGAAGCAGAUCAAUCGCUCUCUUAUUUCAAAAUCAUUCCUCACUUCUCUGGAUUUACAUUGAUAAUGCCUCUGGACUUGGAGUUCUCAUGGGUGGAUUAUGUGGUGUUUGCGGCCAUGAUCGUGGCCUCCUUCGGGAUCGGCAUCUAUCAUGCUAUCAAAUCCAGUGGCAACAACGAAGAAUAUCUCAUGGGUGGGCAUUCAAUCGGGGUGAUCCCAAUGGCCAUUUCCUUGUGUGCCUCUUUUAAUUCGGCUUACAUGAUCCUCGGCAUCCCAAGUGAGAUGUACACGUACGGGACACAGUUUUACCUUAUGAUCUUCGGAACUGGCGUCGGAGUCGUUUUGGCCGCAGAAUUGUGGAUUCCGGUCCUCUAUCGGCUCCAAGUGGUGUCCAUUUACGAGUACUUCGAAUUGCGAUAUAAAUCCAAGUUUCCCAGGAUUCUCAUGACAAUCAUCUUUGUACUGAAAACCGUUCUUUAUACCGCCUUGGUUGUAUACGCCCCUACAAUCGCCCUCAGCUCUGUGAGCUCCUUGUCUUGGUGGGUGUGCAUCCUCGUUUUAGGCAUUAGCUCCACCCUCUAUACCACCCUGGGGGGCAUGAAGGCAAUCGUGUGGACCGAUGUGUUUCAAAUAUUUAUCAUGUUCGGUGGAAUCCUCGCCAUUCUGAUCCGAGGCCUGGAAAGAACGGGCGGAUUCUCCAAUGUUUGGGACACAGCUGAAAAAAGCGGUCGCAUCGAAUUCUUUAACUUCAGCUUGGACCCUUUCGAAAGACACACAUUCUUUAACGUCCUCAUUGGUACAAUCAUCUUAUGGGGAUCGCCAUACGUGUGCUCUCAGUACUUGGUACACCGUUGCAUUUGCCUGGAAUCGUUAGCCAAGGGGAAAUUGGCACUCUACCUAAACUAUGUGGGACAGGUGACCAUGGUCACCCUUGUGAGUACGGUGGGCCUAGUUCUGUACUCCUACUACCUCGAGUGUGACCCAGUUCUGGCCAAUGUGGUCUCGAAGCGCGACGCUGUGAUCCCAUUAUUUGUUCUCCAAGAGUUUGCCACUUAUUACGGAAUUCCAGGGAUCUUCAUCUCUUGUCUAUUCUCGGGAGCCCUGAGUACGCUUGACUCAGCCUUGCAUGCUUUGGCGGCGGUCACGUGGGAAGAAAUUAAAGGCUUUGAGAUGUUUCAAAAGAUCACUGACGCCCAAGAAACCAGAAUUACCAAGGCUUUGUCGAUUGGGUUUGGCUUAAUAGCCACGGGUCUGGCGUUUCUGUGCCGGAAUGUAGGAUCCCUGAUUAGUUUGGGAGGAACCCUCUUUGGCGCAUGCAUGGGACCGAUGUUCGCCUUCUUUCUGAUGAGUGUGACUUUGCCUUUCCUCAACCUAAAGGGAUCGUGCAUUGGCCUCGUAAUUAGUCAGAUUAUAAAUAUCAUCCUCAGUAUCGGGUCUGUGGUCUACAGUGUGCCUGCCCCUAAGUUAGAACUGCAUCUCACCAAUUGCUCCAUGUUUGGAUUGGAUUUGGACUCAUUUGAUUCAAACCAAACUUCGAACGCUUUGACCCAAGGCCAAUAUGAGGCUGAACAUAAUUCUUUUCUCGCCAUCUUCCAACUAUCAUAUAACAUUUAUCCCAUCAUAGGAUUUUGUCUUACGUUCGUUCUGGCCAGCAUUCUCAGUCUUUUCUUUGGUGGAGACAAGGACAUCACUCAAGAUGACGAGCCCUAUUUCAUACCCGGAGCGUGGAAACUUUACAAUCGGAUCCGAGAAGUACCCAAAGGAUCAAACUUGAUAAGUAACUUGGAUGGUCAUAAGAUGGAACCAAUUGAAUAAGGAAAGCCUUCCAGCAGUGUUGCUAGACCUCAAAAAUUUGAUUUAUUUAUUGUCAUACGUUCUUUUGUUUGAUCACGGUAAAAAUAAAAAAUACAAUAUCGCGGUGCUCACACCAAUGCAGGCAAAUGAA